This is a messenger RNA of Homarus americanus (American lobster), 2318 nucleotides long. RefSeq lists its product as uncharacterized. Bases 98 to 1045 code for a protein of 315 amino acids. The record is from RefSeq and is a predicted model, not a curated record. NCBI's taxonomy places the organism in Eukaryota, Metazoa, Arthropoda, Malacostraca, Decapoda, Nephropidae. The transcript is spliced from 9 exons.
GGACAAUGCUCUCUUGUUUACCGUCUAAUUCAACUGUUUACAUAUAGUAGUGAGGAGGAGACAGAUUUAGACAUUGUGAAAAAUUGUAAGGGCAGUAAUGAUGGAGGCUCGUCUGCUGAAGCUGCCCUCGGGGAAGAUUUCUAAUGACACCGCGUUCCUCAUGGACGAUGAUGACCGCAUGGCAAGGCUGAGACAUUUAAUGCAAGUAAAAGAAGACCUUAAGAAUGAAAUAGAGAAGAGUGCUUUGGAGGCUGAUGAGUGGCUUCAAAUACUGGAGACCUCAUCAAGUACUGAACUUGAGGACCUCAUGUUGUCCCUCCCCUCCACUGCGCCCAUGACCAUAGAGCACCAAGGCAUCUUAAAGGAGUACUGUCAACUGUCUACCCAGUUGCAGGCUUACUCCUUCCAUGAGACCACUGCAGCGUACAUGACAGCUGAAGGAAAUCUGCUGCUGAAAUUUUUACGACCUUCCUUCAAGUCUCAAUACUCGACGCUUUUAAUAUUACUCACUAAAGGUGCUGACAACACUUACAGAGUUGGUCAUCACAACAUGCCAGACACUGUGGCAGUUGCUGGAUGUGAGGAGGAGUACCUGAAGAAUGGUGAGAAGAAUGAAGGUGUGAAGAAGUUCAUCACAGCCAUCACUCAGUACACAAAUGCCCUGUAUUUACGCCAAGAUCAAAUUGUUACUUUGCAGAAAGCAGAGUUCCUGAACAAGAUGCAGGUGUACCACAACCAGGGAUGUACCUUCCUCUCCUUCAUGGUGGAAGUAAAGAAUGAGGAUGAGGAAAUAACGUAUGAGUUCACCCUUGACUUUUAUCCUCGAGACAUCCUCCCAUACAGAGUAAAAGCCAGUCAUAUAGAUGGAGCAACACCUAGUUUGAGUCUGGCUGAUAUAAUGCAAGAUAUGGCAGUUGAUAUGAAAGUUGUACCCUUCCCACAAGUUCUGUAUUUAACGUUUGGAGGCCAAGUUUCUGAUCGUUCAACUCCGGAAGACACUUCAGACAGCAACAAUUCUGGAAGCACUGUUUUGUUUGCAGAAUAAGUUAGUGAUCAUAUCCAGUAGUUUUAGGGCAUCUUAAGAAAUUACUGCACUCUUGCUCUUGAGUUUUCAUUGUCAUCUCAUACACUUCAUCUAAGAAUUGUUUAGUUGCCAUUGAAGGUAGAACUAUUGUCCUCAAAACCAUUGUAGUACUUGUCUUAAUUUAAGUACCGGUAACUAGUUGGUGGAUAUCUUUAAUGAUUGUAGUUUAAAAUUACGUACAAGAUAUUUUACAAUAAAAUGCUAUUGUCUUCUCCUUUGGCAAGUUUACAGCACUUGGCCAAGUCUUUGAUUUUAUCCUCAGCUUGCCCCUUAUUUUAGGCUUUAAAAGAUUACAGUACUGUAGUUAUGUCUCUGAUGGUUUUGUCAUGCAAGUCCAUUAUUGAUACAAGACUUUAAACUUAGAAAAUGUGUUUUCCUUUGUACUCUAGUUGUUCUUUAAGAUCAUAAUGGACUGAGUAGCUCUCAGUGUUGGUGGAGGGAAUUGUGUUAUUUUCAUCUGAAUAUUUUAAACUGAUAACUAAUCUUUGACAUUAAAAAGUGUGGAUCAAUGAGUGGCUCAAAAGUUCAGUGAGACUCCAGUUAUGGCUACUACAUCAUAUUCUAUAUGGCCAUAAGUGUGCAGUUACCCUAUUGUACAUGUGGCUGUCAUCCCAUCCUGCAUUUGGUCGUCUCAUCUAAUGCUCGGUCAACCAGGCUGCCACAUUCUACAUUUGGCCACCUCUCAAGCCCCAGAAUAAACAAGACAAAAACUAUAUUAGUUGGUUAACAAUGUCGAAGUCAGAUGGAUCAAUUGGAUACUGCAGAGACUAUUAAAAAAAAUAAGCUAUUUAGUUCACAUUAAGCAGUACAUACAGUGACUAAUCUAGUACAAACCACACUUCUGACAACAAGAAAGAUGUUUGAAUUAUUUACCAUUUUUAUUUGUUUUUAUUACAUUUAUUCUGUUGGCAGUAUAAAUGUACUGGUAACUGUUCAUUACUUCUUCCUGACCUAUCACAGUCUCCUGCCCACAUCUCCAUUUCAAAAUCAUAACUCAAGUGUCCCAACCCUUUCCUAGGCUGUUACCUCAACUGUUAACCGAACUGCACAUUGAAGCCUUUUAUCACUACUUUCUCCCUCCAGUCAGUGUUCAGUCCAUUCUUCAUCUACUCUUCCCUGGCUCUAGAUGUUUCAAUAAGAUAUAUUUUGAUUUGAUAUCCUUCUGGCAGAUUCACAAACAUAUUUUUUAAUGAUGAGUAUUGUAGAUUUUUGUAUAUAAAAUGGAUACAGUAUA